This is a messenger RNA of Solanum tuberosum (potato), 1720 nucleotides long. Its product is annotated as neurogenic protein mastermind. The record is from RefSeq and is a predicted model, not a curated record. The coding region runs from base 275 to 1600 and encodes 441 amino acids. Gene Ontology annotation, molecular function: metal ion binding. The transcript is spliced from 3 exons. NCBI's taxonomy places the organism in Eukaryota, Viridiplantae, Streptophyta, Magnoliopsida, Solanales, Solanaceae.
UACUGUGACAGCUCACUCACUUGCCUUUAAUUUUCAUUUCCUUCAAAUACCCCCAUCAACCUAAACCGACUUGUUUUAACAAUAUUUUACUCUUCUCUACACCACACCGCCUUCCUUCCCUCUUCCUCUUCAAAUCUCAGCUACUCCUUUUUCACUUUCUUUAAGUGUCUAACCAACAUUCAAACCUCAUAUUUUCAACUACUACUCUCCCUUUUCUGCUACUAUAGUACAAUAACAACAACUCCUUUCUUGUUAUUCUGCAUCUGCUGACAGAAUGAAUAAACAAGAAAUGCUUAAGUCUCAGACUUGUGUUCUUAAAGUAAAUAUACACUGUGAUGGCUGUAAACAGAAGGUGAAAAAGAAAUUGCAGAAGAUUGAAGGAGUUUACACAGUGAAGAUAGAUUCAGACCAAAGCAAAGUAACAGUGACAGGAAAUGUUGAUUCAGCAACACUGAUAAAGAAGCUAGUGAAAUCAGGGAAACAUGCAGAGCUAUGGGGAGGAGCACAAAAGGGAGGUUCUAAUUUCAGUAUGAUGAACAAUCAGUUCAUGAACAUGCAAAUGGACAACUUUAAAGGUGGAAAAGACAACAAAGCUCAGAAGGGUGGUGGUGGUGGAAAUAAGGAACCACCAAAGGGGAAUGCUCAACAGUUUCUUCAGAUGAUGCAGAAUCUCAAAGGGUCAAAGGAUAAUUUCAAGAUGGCUAAUGUUCCUAAUCCCAAGGAUCAAAAAUCUGUGAAGUUCAAUCUGCCUGAGGAUGAAUUUGAUGAUGAAUCUGAUGACUUCGAUGAUGAAUCUGAUGAUUAUGAUGAUGAAUCUGAUGAUGAAUUUGGUGGCCCUCCACCUUCUAAAAUGAUGCCUGCUAUGGGGGGUGGGGGUGGUCAUGGAGCUCAUGGGCUUAAUGCUAUGAUGAUGAAGGGUGGGCCUAUGGGUAAUAAUGGUGGAAAUGGCAAGAAAGGUGGGGUUGAAAUCCCAGUACAAAUGGCUGGAAAUCAUCAUGAUGGUGGCAAGAACAAUAAUAAUGGAGGAAAACAGGGGAAAGGAGGGAACCAAAACCAGAACCAGAAUCAAAAUGUUGGUAAAAAUGGUGGCAAAGGUAACAAUAAUGGAAGUUUUGGAGCAGCAGCACCUCAGAAAGGAGCAGGGGGAGGGAAGAUGGAUGGAGGUCUAUUGAUGAACAGUAUGCAACAAGGAGGGCCACAUGGUAUGAUGAGUAUGGGUCAAAAAAGUGGAGGCCCAAUGACCAUGGGCCCAAUGGGUAAUCACCCGAUGGGUCAUAUGUCGGCAGCUCAAGGACUACCCGCCGGUGGUCCUGCCGGAUACCCCGGGAUGGGUCAAGGUGGCAACAACCCUUAUAGCCAACAACAACAACAACUACAACAACAACAGUACAUGGCACAAAUGAUGAUGAACCAACAGCGGCCUGCCGGAUAUGACAUGUACGGAGCCCAUCCAAACAUGUACGGUGCCCAUCCGAUGAUGUACGCUCGGCAACAUCCAUCUGUGAGUUACGGGCCACCACCGCCUAUGGGAGCUCCGGUGCAUGAUAAUUUUACUCAUAUGUUCAGUGAUGAGAAUACAGGCAGCUGUAGUAUUAUGUAAAUUGUUUUUUUAUAAAAAAAGGUGUGUACUUUGUUUUGGUCUUUAGCUUAUUAUGAAGUAAUGAGAGACUAUGCUUUUGUCUUCAGAAAGCAAAUUGUAAGAAUUUUGCUCUACCUAUUA